AUGACAAUAAACUUGUUGCCGUGCUUGCAAAGGGUGCUCAGUGACUUUAAGGGUACUCGUUUAACCACGAACGUCCGCCCUGUGCCGAGUCGCGAACUGAACGAACAUCCCCGCCCACAGCACAAAAUGCUGAUCAAAAUCACUUCUUUGCAUCCUAAUCAAAAUACUGCUAAGUUAGAGACGCAAUUCUCGCGCCUAGUGCGCAGUCCUGGUGGGUAUAUAAGCACUCUCGCUUCUUCGAACGAAGCAAUUCAUCAUUCGGAAACUCCACCAUGGGCUGCUACGAUCCUUGCAGUUGGACUGGAUGCAACUCCUACGCGGGCUACGGGUGCUACGGCGGAUACGCCUUUGACUGCUGUGGACCGUGCGGAGCUGGCGCCGGCUUCGGUUGUGGCUGCGGUUGUGGCUGCGGUUGUGGUGGCUGCUGUGGCCGUGGCGGUUGCGGUGGCUGCGGAUGCGGUAACGCCUGUCUGCCACGUCUGUGGAAUUGCGGCAGGUGGCCUUGAGGCGACCUUCGAUUCUCCAACUUAG
This is a messenger RNA of Mesocestoides corti, 531 nucleotides long. Lineage: Eukaryota; Metazoa; Platyhelminthes; Cestoda; Cyclophyllidea; Mesocestoididae. The record is from the annotation of a GenBank genome assembly.